Messenger RNA from Glossina fuscipes, 1113 nucleotides. It is a transcript of the gene Coq4, whose product is annotated as ubiquinone biosynthesis protein COQ4 homolog, mitochondrial. Bases 190 to 1002 code for a protein of 270 amino acids. Gene Ontology annotation, cellular component: mitochondrion; mitochondrial inner membrane. Gene Ontology annotation, biological process: ubiquinone biosynthetic process. The transcript has 5 exons. Lineage: Eukaryota; Metazoa; Arthropoda; Insecta; Diptera; Glossinidae. The record is from RefSeq and is a predicted model, not a curated record.
UGUUUCUUUCUAUUUUGAUCUGUAUCGUUAUUGCAAAAGAAUUAUGCGAUUUUUAGUUAUGUUAACGAAGAAUUAUUAUUUAUAUAACUUGCAACUCUGAAAUCUGCGUACGACAGCUGAUAAUAAAAUAUCAUAAAUUUUGAAAUUAAAAAAGUUGAUCGCUGUAAAACCUUAAACAAUUCUGGGAAAAUGUUGAAAAAUAUUUACCGUCCAAUUACUUUCGAAAUUACAAAAUUUGAAGCAUACUCCGCAUUGCUGCCUUGCACUUUUUAUAAAAAAAAUAUGGGAACAUUAGAUGAAGUACCAAAAAAUUCGGAUGAGUUUACCAAGGAAUUUGUGAGAAAUCGUAUUAAAAUGACAACAUUUCAGAAGAUGUUAUUAAGUGCAGGUUCAUCCAUUUCGGCUCUAUGGGAUCCCAGAAGGCAUGAUAUGAUUGCUUGCCUAGGUGAGACAACGGGGGAAAAUGCUUUAAUCCAAAUUUCGCAAAAAAUGAAAGCGGACGAAGAAGGUCGCCGCAUAAUAAAACGAAAGCCCCGUAUAAAUACCCGAACAGUUAACAUUGCAGAAUUACGCAAGCUGCCAGAAAACAGUUUUGGCUAUGUUUACGUAAAAUUUUUAGAUGACAAUAAUAUUACUCCCGAUUCUCGUACAGAAGUUCGUUUCAUGGAGGACCCUGAACUAGCUUAUAUAAUGACAAGAUAUCGAGAAUGCCAUGAUAUGGUUCAUGCUGUCUUAGACAUGCCCACAAAUAUGUUGGGUGAAGUAGCUGUAAAAUGGGUGGAGGCAUUAAAUAAUGGUCUGCCUAUGUGCUACAGUGCCGCGGUAUUUGGGGCUUUGCGUUUAAAACCUAAGCAACGUAAGCAGUAUUUACGUGCUUAUUUGCCCUGGGCCUUACAAAAUGGUAGAAAUGCCAAAUUUUUGAUGACCGUAUAUUGGGAAGAACGCUGGCAGCAGGACAUAAAUGAAAUGCGGAAGGAGCUACAAAUCGAAAUUUUAAAAUAGUGCAAGCUGGCAACACUACAGCAUUUGCGAUUGACCUCUUCUUUUUGUUUGACGUUUAAUAUGAACUUACUAUGACAUAAAAUAUAUUAUUUUUGUUUUCGUUUUAAAGAA